This is a messenger RNA of Penicilliopsis zonata CBS 506.65, 1731 nucleotides long. RefSeq lists its product as hypothetical. Gene Ontology annotation, molecular function: D-arabinono-1,4-lactone oxidase activity; FAD binding. The coding region runs from base 1 to 1731 and encodes 576 amino acids. The record is from RefSeq and is a predicted model, not a curated record. NCBI's taxonomy places the organism in Eukaryota, Fungi, Ascomycota, Eurotiomycetes, Eurotiales, Aspergillaceae. The transcript has a single exon. Gene Ontology annotation, cellular component: mitochondrion; membrane.
AUGGACCCCGCCGUCCUUCGUGAGCUGUCGCGGCUCGACCCCGCCGUUGCCUUCCGCGCGUCGACCGACCACCUGCAUCACACCUGGGCCAAGACGUUCUUUUCACGGCCGGAGCUGUACGUGCAGCCGGAGUCGAUCGAGGAGAUCCAGAAGGUGGUGACGGUGGCCCGCCGCUGCCGCCGGCGCCUGGUUACCGUGGGCAGCGGCCACUCGCCGUCGGACCUGACCUGCACGUCUGCGUGGCUGGUCAACCUCGACCGCUUCAACCGGGUGCUGGAGAUUGACCAGGACAAGAAGAUUGUGACGGUGCAGGCGGGGAUCCGGUUAAGAGAUCUGGGGAAGGAGCUGGAACGCUACGGACUGACGCUGUCGAACCUGGGGAGUAUCGAUGAGCAGUCGCUGGCGGGGGUGAUUGCCACGGGCACGCACGGCAGCUCGCUGCGCCAUGGCCUGCUCUCCGAGUGUAUCCUGUCGCUGACGCUGAUGCUGGCGAACGGCCAGCUGGUGCGCUGCAGUCCGAGCAGCAACGUGGAGCUGUUCCGCGCGGCGCUCGUCUCGCUGGGCGCGCUGGGGAUCGUCGUCGAGAUCACGUUCCAGGCGGAGGCGACGUUCAAGAUCGCCUGGCAUCAGUCGCGGCAUACUCUGGCUUCUGUACUGGACAACUGGGCCACGGGUCUGUGGACGACCCACGAGUUUGUGCGCGUGUGGUGGAUGCCGUACCAGCAGAGCGCGAUUGUCUGGCAUGCAGACAAGACCGACCUCCCCGUGUGCCCGCCGCCCACCACCUUUUACGGCGAAUGGAUCGGCUACCAUAUCUACCACAACCUGCUGGCCCUGGGGAACUACGUGCCGCGCGUGCUGCCGUGGGUGGAGUGGUUCGUGUUUGGCAUGCAGUAUGGGUUUCGCGCGGGAGCCACCGUCACCGAGGCGGUCGAACCCGCUCGCGACGGCCUGUUGAUGAACUGCCUAUACUCGCAGUUUGUCAAUGAGUGGGCUCUGCCGCUGGAAAAGGGUCCCGAGGCCAUUACCCGCCUGUCGGCCUGGCUGCUCGGCGACUCCGAGCAGGCCCGCAUUCCCUUCAGCAGCAAAGACGUCUGGGUACACUGUCCCAUCGAGGUUCGCGUGGCCGACACCUCGCUGAACCGCAACCCGCGGCCCUUUCUGGACCCGACCUGUGCCAACGGGCCGACGCUCUAUCUCAACGCAACCCUGUACCGCCCGUACCUGCGGGACCCGCCGUGCAGAGAACGGUACUAUGAAGCCUUUGAGUGGCUGAUGCGCGACCUGGGCGCCAGACCGCACUGGGCCAAAAACUUCGAGACCUCCGACCUGGCUACGAUGUAUGGAGACGAUAUGCAUGCCUGGCUCAAAGUUCGGCAGGAGGUAGACUCUGACGGUCUGUUCUUGGGUGAAUGGCAUCUCCGCAACCUGCCAUUGUCUUCUUCUCCUUCCCCUUCUUCCCUUGCACUUAUGGAACGCGAGCAGACCCGUCGUCCUCUUCGGGGAGUCGCGGGUGCGGGCGAUGGCCUGGAAUGGAUUGGAGACAAACGAUGGGAAGACGCCGGCCAUGAUGAGCCCAACGGAGAAGGGGAGGAGCAGGGCAAACGCGACGACGACGACGAGGACGACGGCUUGAGUCCGGUGACUGCGGCGAGCGAAGAUAGCUUCGACCUGCUGGCGACGGGGGAAGCGAGCGUUGUCGUUGUGCCUGCUCCAUCACGCAACGAGUAG